UGUAUAUAAAUAGAGCAGAAGGGAUAAACCCCCUUUCACUGCAAAUAACUCUUGGGAUUGUUCCUUUUGGAGUAAUACAAUUCCCCUCUCACUCUCUCAGCACAACAACUUCACUAUGGGCAAGCUUCUAGUCCUCUCUGCUGUGAUUCUUGCUUGCAUCAGUGUCGGAGCUGCUCUGCAAUGCUUAAAGUGUUCGUUCACUGUUUUUAACAUCCCAUGCCACACCACAACUGUCACCUGCCAAGCUGGGGAAGUAUGCGCCACCAUCGAAGGAAAAGCAUCUGGAGCGAGCUUGAUCAAGAGGAGAAACUGUGUGGCUCAGGACAAAUGUAACAAGAACGACACCGACAGCUACCUUGGGGUCAAAUACGUCACCACCUAUCAGUGCUGUGAAGGCGACUUCUGCAACUCAGCUGCCACCUUGCCUUCUGCCCACCUCUCCUUGCCCAUGGCCCUGGCGAUGCUGGGCGCCUGGCUUGUCCGCCUCCUUUAAUCCCUCUCUUCGGAAAGCACACACACACAAAAUCAAGCCUACCAAACACUGUCUCAAAUGCAUUUCCCUCUUCCAUUCUUUUUUUUUUUAACUUAAAGGGUCCCUUGUUAACAAAAUAUGGCUUGUAUUGCUUUUAAAUCUUUUGAACCAAUCUUGUGUGGAAAAUGAUACAAUUGGAGGAGGAGUUAGUAAUGUAUUUGGAGAGGAAAAAAUUAUCUCCUUUUAAACAAUUCUCGGUUCUAUCUUUUUCUUUUGGGAGGGAUACGUAAUUAACCCUUUAACUGCAAAUUUCACUGUUUAUCUCUGCCUAAUUAUAUACAGUAAUGGUAUUCUUCUGGAGGUGACUAAGAUAAGAGAGUCCAGCCCAAGUUGCAUUCAUUGGUUUUGUAUAGCUAGAUUGGCCCAAAAGAGGUUAGAAGUCACCCAUUGGUAAAACAGUGGCUGGUGUCCACCUUCUGGCCAGCUUCAACUGGAGUUGAUGUGAGCAGCCAGCAAAACCAAAGCAUAUGAUAUUUUGGGAAUCUGCUGGGUAGCAAAAUGCCCCUUUUGCACAAGAUUUGAAGAACUACUCUAACUUCAGGAUGUUGCACUAGGUGGCCCUUGAGGCCCAUUCCAACUGACAUAGCAUUGAUGAUAUUCUGUGCGGAUGCCAUGAAAAUCAGGUGUUGAACUUGGGUUCUUUAUAUAUCCUGUUAUUCUCCACACAUUCUCCCACAUUGCUGGAGUUAGGGGCCCAGGAUCCUUGUGAAAGUGGGGGAAACGGCUAAUUUUUAAAACCUAAGAGAACACCUAUCAUAUCUAGGAAUCUCUAUUGUCUCCAGCAUGACUCCAUGGUCAGCAUUCAAUAGAAGAUGGUCAUGGAGGACCUAGAGAUUCCUAGGGAGAACAUUUCAAUCAAAUCCAUGACAAAUCAGAUCCAUAAAUGUCUGCAUUCCUUGCCAGUCUCUUUAGUUUAGGGUUCCCCGAGUGCAACAAGGAACAGACAUCUCUCCCUUUCAUGGUUGUGCAAAAGAAGACAAUUGGCUGAGUGACAAUCAACAACCACUGAAAUUCUGUGUUCCGCACAAUCAUAAAAUGUAUAGGCAUCUCGUCCCUUAUUUCAACAGGCAACCUUACUUUUGUCAACAGCUGGUGUAAUUUGGGGAAAACCUUCCAAAAUUUUUGACUUGCAACUCCCACCAGCCUCUAAUUGCCAUGGUCAAUUAAGAAAUUAAGGGUGAUAUAAGACCCCAUUUGUUUGUAUUUUAUGGCAUUUUCAAACCCUUAAAACUCCAUCUUUCUGCUUCUCAUUACCAUGCACUUUCGUUAAGAGGCUCUUUCUAAGCUCCUUCAUGGAAAGAGAAUUUGCACACCCUUCCCAGGUAUCUGCCUCUGACUCACUCAAAAGAUGAUAAUUGUUCUCUCCUUUUAGCAUAGCUUUGGGCUUUGUAAAUGUUUGUACUCUGCCUGCUCCUGAUGACACUGAUAUCAGCAUGUCAAUGAGGGAGGGAGGCCAAAUGCUGGAGGAUUUCAGAGUCUAGUUACCCAACACAUUUUCAGCACUGGGGGCAUGCCAGUGUCCACAAAUAGAAAAUAAAGCAUAUCAGCUGAACAGAGAACUGUAAACAGUUUUUAGCAAGUUUUUCACACUGUUGAGAUUUGGAUGAAAAUACGCCAGUAGCUUCACAUUACAUUUUGAGACAAAUACAGAGAGAUUGAAACAAUCAGCAUCCUACAUUUGUUGUCCUUAAGAGUGCAGGGCCCUUACCAAAGGACACCUCUUUAGGCAUCUCCAGCAGGAUUCCAUAGUCAACUUCCAAUGUUGCAUUGGAGGACCUAGAGAGAACGUCUUAUUCAAAUCCAUGAAUAAUCAAGUCCUCCCCAAAUGUAUAUUUUAAACCAGGCACUGGAAUAUUUUGUGCUCCAGAUGUUUGGGAUCCUUUCUUGAGAUCAAGUCAAUCAUUGCAACCAAUCUUAAGGGCUUUGAGAGUUAUUGUCCAAGCAACAAGAAGCCAAAGGCUCUUCUCUUUGGAAUAUGAACAGUGCAAUGUAGUAGCCAUACAUCCAUUUCCAGCCAGGAAAGAAACUAGGUGAAGUUCUAAACAUACAAAGACACACAUCUACAUCUAGCCUGUCUUUGCUCAAAGUACAUGUUGACAGGAAAGCAGCUUUGUCCUUGUUGGCGGUUUAGAGAACCACACUUUAUAACUAUUCAUCUCUCAUAGGGCCAAAAAUGUCAAAUAUUGCCUUAGCUGUGCCUUUGUAUAAGGGCUUCUUGGGUCAUCCAGGAACAAGAUGAUAGACUCAAUGAAGCCUUGUUUUUUUUCUAUUCAGAAACUUUUCACAACUUGUGUUUCUCAAAUGUAAAUUCUGUCAACAAUAUGUUUACUUCAAGCUAGACCUGGAAACAGUUCUUCCCAAAAUAACAGGAGAACACCAAGGAGUUGUCUACACCAGCAAAAUCAUCCAGCUACAAUUCAAAGUAUUCUGCUCUAGAUUCAAUCUCUCUUUCUACUGCAUUUGCUCAUAAUGUUAGGCAAUCCCUCAUAGCUCAAAGAUGAUGGUUCUCCAAGUGUAGUGUCUUGGUGGUGGAUACGUAGGUAGUUGUGGAGCCCUUAUUCUUGAUCCGCAUGUCCUCCCGCAGUGAGGACAUCAGUUUCCAGGUGGAAGGCGCUCCCAGUCAGGGUUGGCUUGAUGCACCUUCCAUUCAUGCCUCUUCAAAUUCUGCAGCACUGCUGGUCACAGCUGACCUCCAGUUAGAGCACUCAAGGGCCAGAGCUUUCAAGUUCUCAGUGUCUAUGCCAUAGUUUUUAAGAUUGGCUUUAAUCCUAUCUUUAAGGCUCUAUUCCUGUCCACCAACAUUACAUUUACUCAUAAUAUACUACACUGAUAUUGUACUGAUAGCCACACAACUACUGAACUAGAUUUGGAUACAGUUUUUUUUUUUGGUCUAGACAGCUCCAGAAAUACACUAAAAUAGCAUUUAGGAUGAUAUAUAGCCACCAUAUCUGAACAGUAUCUGUCGAGGAAGCCUGGGCAGAACAUACAUUUUAUAUCUCAUGUGUAUGUAAAACAUCUUAUGCUUUUUAAUUAUUCCAGAUUUAGAUCCUGAAAGACCAUUUUUUAAAAAUGUCAGAGGUGUGGCUAGCUGUUAUGAAUAAAACAUAUCUUGCUUUCUAUUUCUGUUUUCGAAAAUAUGUUUGUGAAGAGGUUUUUUGUGUAAAAGAUAAGGAGCUUCGAUGCUAGAAUUUACUAUGGAGUAGAAAGGCAAUCAGGGGAGACUGAAUUUCAAAAACACAUGCAUCCUUCAACUAUCAAAGUUUGAAAUUUCUACUUUUUGAACUGAAAUGUUACCAGCGCUCCCGGAGGAAAAGUGGGGUUUGAACACUCAAAGAGUAUCUUCUUAAAAGUCAACAUAGCACUUUAAGAUUGCAACCUUGUACUCUAGUAAUCUGGAGACAGGCACCAUGGAGACUCAAGGGCUCUUAGCCUAAGAAGAAAUGAAUAUCAUUGUGCUAUUCUUACAUAAAAUUAAACAUGAUUCACCUAUAUAGUUGGGUUUAAUUUUGCUCUCCUUCUCAAUCCAACAUUGUUAUAUGUUGCAACCCACUUCAAAGAUGGAUGAGACUGUUCCCUAGCAAAUGGGCAAAGUCUCUGGUUUUCUGUUUCUUUGCCUGCAUAUUUUGGGUUACUGUUUGCAUAACAAACAUCUGGAGGGAAUCUAUUGAACAAAGAACCUGCCUUAAAGUUACCAAAUUACUGGGUACUGCUAAUCCAGGCAGAUGCAGAACAGCUUUGCAGUACACAGCACAGUGUUUUCUUCAGCUGGCACUCCUGCCUUGGCUGGUAUGCCUCCCCUUUGGCUGUUCUCUUAUUUCUGAAUUGAGUCCAAAAGGCUGCUGUGCCAAAUAAAGUUUGACUUGAUACAAA
This is a messenger RNA of Anolis sagrei ordinatus, 4402 nucleotides long. Lineage: Eukaryota; Metazoa; Chordata; Lepidosauria; Squamata; Anolidae. The record is from RefSeq and is a predicted model, not a curated record.